AAUUUCAUUACUGGUUAUUCAUGAGCUGGGGGAUAAACAUCCACUGCAACUCUACAGGAUGAGACAGAACAUUACAUUGUGACAAACAAAAAACCAGCGCAAGCAACUAUUACAAAGGUCAAGCAAUUUGAAGGCUCUACAUCAUUUGUUAGGAGAACGCAGUGGAUGCUUGAGCAGCUUCGCCAGGUCAACGGUAUUGAUCCUAAUCAGGAUUCCCCAGAAUUUGAUUUACAAUUUGAAAAUGCUUUUGACCAAUGGGUAGCAAGCACAGCUUCAGAAAAAUGCACAUUCUUUCAGGUUCUUCAUCACACAUGUCAGCGAUAUCUUACAGACAAGAAGCCAGAAUUUAUCAACUGCCAAUCUAAAAUUAUUGGAGGAAACAGUAUACUCCAUUCAGCUGCGGACAGUGUGACAAGUGCAGUACAGAAGGCAAGUCAGGCUUUGAAUGAGCGUGGUGAAAGACUAGGUCGAGCAGAAGAAAAGACGGAGGAACUGAAAAACAGUGCUCAGCAGUUUGCAGAAACUGCACACAAGCUUGCAAUGAAGCACAAAUGCUGAGAUACUGCCCGAAGUUGAAAUAUUCUCGAAAGAAACUGAAAAGCCUAGGUUCAGCAGUUUUUGCAGGAGAUGAAGACUUGUGUGUGUUUUUUUUCCUUCCAGUUCAGUGGAGAUGCAUUCUUUCAGUUUCCAUGCAGGAAAAGAUGUUGCUUUUCUACCUUUUUGACUUACAUUUUGUUUCUCUUUUGUAAUACUGCGACACAAUCUUGCAGUACUUUGUACCUCUAUUUCUGUUUAUUACAGGAGCUAAAGCGAACAGGGGAGCUGGACCAAAUGACAAAGUUGAUCUGGAUUAAAACAGUAAUAUUCUUCCCCAGUACUCCUUCCUGGUACUGCAUAGAAGAAUAUUUUAACUAAGUGCAGACAUGCAUGCAGAAAUAAAAUCCAAAGAAGGGGUACACAUUUCUUGAAUUUAUGAAGCAUCAGCAGAAUAUGAAUGUUGGAAUUAAACACAUGAGGAUUUAACUGUGGUGGAGGAUAUUGCCUUGGGAAACAGAAAACUUGUUUAGCCUACCCAGUUUUGCAUGUGCCAACACCAGCAUUCCGAAGGUCGUAUCUGAAUUUCAUAGGGGAAUCUGUUUCCAGUGCUGCAUUUUGAAUAUUUCUAUUUUAACUUCCAGAUGGAUUGUUUGAAGAGAAAAAUGAAAGAAACAUACAGUGAAUGUAUGUGUGAUGUUUCAAAAUUGAGGAAAAAAGAGAAUGAUAAAUCUAUACAUAUAGCUGUGCCUCAAAAAUAAUCUAGUGUCUAGCAAUCUGGUGUAAAAUCAUCUCAUAUUAUUUUUUACCUGUGCUUCUCUAGUUAAAGAGGGAUGUAAAAGAGAACGCACUGUUUUCCAUGUCAUUGGUUAUUCAUGAAUGUUACAGUAAAAAUUUUAGGGAAUACUUUUCAGAAAAUUGAUAAGAAUUAUCUUCUUUUUAGUUGAUCAUCUGAUUUUUAAAAUAGAUGCUUUUAAAAAGUGUGUAUUGGUAUAGUAAAAUCAUACCUUUAGUUUGAGCAUCAGUUUUCAGUGUAUAUUACCACCGGAAGUGUGACUCCCUACUUCAUUCUGUAUUCACUGUAUGCAAUAUUCGUAUUAUAUUCUUUUACAAAGAUAAACAGGUUACUCUUUUUUUUCCUUAAAGCUGUUUUUUAAUAUUUUUAUAACAUUCAAACAUGCUUCUCAAAUUAAGAAACAGAAAUCUUGGCAGAAAUUUCAGUCUUCAUCUUCUGGAGAUGCAUGCACUUUAAAAGCAAUGCACCUCAGAAACUUUUGUCCUCAUCUUACUGGAGAGCCAGAGAGCUGGCAUUAAAUGAAUGCACUUUGGUUUUCAUUUUCAAUGUAGAAUAAGAUAUUUCCAUUGUUAAUGACACUUUAAACAAUCUAAAGUCCUCCAAGCAGUGCUUGACAAAAGAUAAAAUCUUCUGUCAAAAUUAAGAAUACUUUAAUUACCACAAGCUGAUGUAACUGAAGUUCUGUCUUGGAAAUACUCAUGUUAUAAAAAGAUAUUUGUCUUUAGGAAAACUUUAAGACAUGACAUUCUUAUAGCUACAUUCAAAAUGUACAUCUAUUUUUUAAAUAAUUUAAGCUGUUUUCUAUGAUGCUUGUUAUUUAACUGUACACUGAAAACUGACAGAAGGCAUAUAGUUGUCAUCUAUGUAGUACCAUACAAUCAUUUAUACAGAUUUAGCAUCAUUAAAUUGAUAAGAAUUGUCCAAAUUGAGAUAUAAAUAGAUUUUCAGAUUUUACAUGAAUUUCUGCUGAAAAGGUCAAGGUCACAGUUGCACUGCUAAGUUCCAGAUCUUUUGUGAGUUCAACUGCUCUAAAACACUGCUUUAAUCCCAAUGACAGUUCUUCAGGAUUUUUUUGUAUAUUCUCCAGUUAAUAGUAUUGUGUUAUGUAUCAUAACUCAGGACUUUUAUCCAGCCAUAAAAAGCCAUUUACUAUCAAAAUUCUAAGUAACAUAGUGUUACCAAAUGAAGGAAAAAGGGUUAUUUAUGUAUUCACCUUCUUCUUGCUGUUCGUUUAACUACUAGAUUUGGUAGUUUGUAGAAAAAGAAAACAAAAAAAAAAAAAGAAGGUGU
Meleagris gallopavo (turkey) is the source of this 2620-nucleotide messenger RNA. The record is from RefSeq and is a predicted model, not a curated record. NCBI's taxonomy places the organism in Eukaryota, Metazoa, Chordata, Aves, Galliformes, Phasianidae.